Messenger RNA from Aspergillus versicolor CBS 583.65, 737 nucleotides. RefSeq lists its product as uncharacterized. Bases 126 to 629 code for a protein of 167 amino acids. The transcript has 2 exons. NCBI's taxonomy places the organism in Eukaryota, Fungi, Ascomycota, Eurotiomycetes, Eurotiales, Aspergillaceae. The record is from RefSeq and is a predicted model, not a curated record.
GUGACGGCACGGGGCUGUCCUUGUGACCCGAACGGUUUUUCGCCACUCGCCGGUCCAGUGACUCCCGCUCCCGUGACUCCCGUGACUUCCCCCACGUUCGUCUCGAUUUGGUGACUGAUCUGCCGAUGCUCGCUGCUCGCCAACAUCAUGACAGGAUUGUACUUUGCACUGCUGGCGGUUCUGUUGCGCCUCGGCAGCCUUCCGCUCAUCCAUUUGAGCGCCUAGUUUCACUAAGAGCUCGUCUAUCAUUCCUGGUCGAGCACCGUGACGACUCCCGGUGCCACGCUGCGGCCCCGAAACCUCGGGAGCUGAUCAAGAGCUGGGGGUCCAUACGACCAUUCGUAUCGUACUCUGUGCUGUGCGCUUUCUUCCCGAGCACGAGGGUGACCCUGAAUGUCCUGUCGCUGGCUGUCAGCGGUGCAUCCAGCGAACAGUGGAAAUCUGAUCUCCUUGCUCGGCGUAUUUCUCGGCCGCCAGAAAAGCCCCCGGUGAGACGGGCCACUCAGUCACAACUACGUGGCUUUUCUCCAACCCGGUGGAACAGGCGUAUGCACGGAGGUGGGCAGGUGAGCACUUGGACAAUCGCCGGCGCUGCGUCCGCCCCAUCCCAACAGUUGAACAGUGGGUAAAACUGAUAGUUAUGCGUCUAAUAUGCUCACCUUGUCGACGCCAACCCGCUCAAGGUUCUUGCCUGCUGUCUUCUGUGCAUGGUGUCGCGCAUGCAGAAAUGCGAGUGA